AUAAUCAGGAGGAAAGUUUAACGAGUGGUUCUUUAAAUACUAUGAUUGAAUUAUCUAAGAAAACAAAAGAAAGUAUAAAACGAAAGAUAUUAACCGGGCUCCAAAAACAAGCUUUAUGUAUUAAAGCACGAGAUAAUCCAAAUUAUACAUUAAGUGUUUUAGCAACUGAAUUUGGAAUAAAACCAAAUACUGUUCAUGAUAUUCUCGCUGAAAAGGAUACUUGGUUAAUAUUAGAAAAAGAUUCACCACUCGCUAACUCUAAACGGCGCUGUACUGUUGGAUUUCUAACUAUUGAAUCAGCACUUGUUUUAUGGGUUGAACAUGCUAUACGUAAUGAACAAACUCUUUCUGGUUGGGUUAUGAAUUUUAAAAAAUGUUAUCAUUUGAAUGAAUUUGUUCGACAAGUUGAGGCCAACUCAGCACUAUUAGAAGAUCUUCCACAUUAUCGAAAAGAAUUACAGCAACUUAUUCAAUCAUAUCCAAGAGAAAAUGUUUUUAAUUGUGACGAAACCGCUCUUUUUUAUUAUCUAGAACCUACAAAAAUAUUGGUACAAGGUCCUGUUACAGGACAAAAAAAAGCAAAAGAUCGCAUAACUUUAAUGCUUACUGUAAGUUCUAUAGGGGAAAAGUUAACACCUUUAAUGAUUCACAAAUAUAAAAACCCACGACCACUUAAUGGAAUUAAUAAAAAUACUUUACCACAAACUGGCAUUUUACCUGAUGGUACUGAUGUUAAUGUUGAUAAUGAAACUAUCCAAUCUAUUGAGCAAUCAACCAAUUCUGAACUACUAAUGCUUAUAAAUAAAUUUUCUCUUGGCAUUGAAGAAAAUCGAAUAGAAUUAGAUGAAUUUAUUAAUUUGGAUAAUUAUAUUGCAGCUAAUAAAAUGCCGUCAAUGAAGUCUAUAAUUGAAACAGUUGAAAGAAAAGAAUCUUCCGAACCUGAUCUUUCAUUAAUCCAACAUAUUUCCUAUAAAUCUGCACUUGAAUAUAUCGAAAGUUUAUUUUAA
Racocetra persica is the source of this 1007-nucleotide messenger RNA. The record is from the annotation of a GenBank genome assembly. NCBI's taxonomy places the organism in Eukaryota, Fungi, Glomeromycota, Glomeromycetes, Diversisporales, Gigasporaceae.